Messenger RNA from Lottia gigantea (owl limpet), 723 nucleotides. RefSeq lists its product as hypothetical. The coding region runs from base 1 to 723 and encodes 240 amino acids. The transcript has a single exon. The record is from RefSeq and is a predicted model, not a curated record. NCBI's taxonomy places the organism in Eukaryota, Metazoa, Mollusca, Gastropoda, Lottiidae.
AUGGCUAUCAUCCUUAGAUCCUAUUGUACAAGUGGUUUCUUUAUAUUCCGAUACAUGUGGUGGACAGAACAGGAAUCAAAUGUUGCUGCGAUGUUUUUGUAUGCUGUACAAAAUACACCUAUCAAAACAAUAACUCACAAUUUUUUGGAGAGUGGUCACUCUCACAUGGAGGUUGAUAGCAUGCAUGCUGCCAUAGAGUGCGAAAAGAAACAUGUACCUGUUUACACUGUGCUUGAUUGGAUAACAAUAUUCCGCAGAGCUCGGCGCAAACGACCGUAUGAAGUGAAUAAUCUACACAAUGAUGAUUUUCUUGAUUUCCAGAUGUUGGCCCGUAGCAUUAUGAAGAACAGAAAGAGAGACCAUGAUGGGAACAUCGUUAAUUGGUUGUUGAUCAAAUGUUUGAGAUACCAGAAAGACCUACCUGGUAUUAUUCAAUAUCGUCAUAGAUAUACAGAUCAGUACAGACGUAUUAAUGUCUUCAAUCGUGGCCGGCCUCCAAUUUUAGUUUUACAAAAGGCUUAUAAAAGUUUAAUUCCAAUUUGUAAGGCAAAAAAGAAUGAUUUAGUAAAAUUAUGCACCCAGGGAGUCAUUCCAAAUGAAUUACACUUGUGGUAUAAAUCACUACCAACUAGCAACCAGGCCAAAGAUUCUGUACCUGAACCUGCUCAAACAGAUUCUGGUGAAGAUGAUGAUGAAAGUGGAUCUGGUAACGAUACUGAAUAA